Messenger RNA from Panicum virgatum (switchgrass), 1694 nucleotides. RefSeq names its product DNA (cytosine-5)-methyltransferase DRM2-like. Gene Ontology annotation, molecular function: ATP binding; protein binding. Bases 22 to 1596 code for a protein of 524 amino acids. NCBI's taxonomy places the organism in Eukaryota, Viridiplantae, Streptophyta, Magnoliopsida, Poales, Poaceae. The transcript has 8 exons. The record is from RefSeq and is a predicted model, not a curated record.
CGGAAUCUGAAGCGACUGACAAUGAAAUACUGUAGCGCUGGGGCAGGAGUCACCAGCCGAACGCAGGGAAAGGACCAGGACCAGGUCCUGGCCUGGUCCGCCCGCCCUUCGCUCGUCUCCCUCCUCUCCGGAGCCCUGCUCAGGGUCCGCGCCGCCGCCGAACCCGCCCCGGCCUUCCAGUCCGUGACGGCCUUCGCGCCCGCCACCGUGGCUAACCUCGGCCCGGGCUUCGACUUCCUCGGAUGCGCCGUUGCCGACGCCUCCCUCUCCCUCGGCGACACGGUGACGGCCACCCUGGACCCCACCCUACCCCCCGGCACCGUCUCCAUCGCCUCCGUCACCUCCCCGUCCCGCCCCCACCUCGCCGCCCGCCUCUCCAAGGACCCGCUCCGUAACUGCGCGGGCGUGGCCGCCAUCGCGGCGCUCCGCGCUCUCGGCGUCCGGUCCCACGCCGUGUCCAUCCAGCUGACCAAGGGCCUGCCGCUGGGCUCGGGCCUGGGCUCUUCCGCGGCCUCCGCCGCCGCCGCCGCCAAGGCCGUGGACGCCCUCUUCGGCUCGCGCCUCGGGUGCGACAACCUCGUCCUGGCGGGCCUCGAGUCCGAGAAGGCCGUCAGCGGCUUCCACGCUGACAACAUUGCGCCCGCCAUCCUGGGCGGCUUCGUCCUGGGCUGGAUCAGCGAUAGCGACGAAGCUGAGAAGUUUGAGUCGGACAGUGAUGGCGAGGUGUCGGAGAACCUCGGCCGAGCUGGCUCGCCAAUUGCGCCCUCGAGGAACCAGCUAGGUGCUCCUGGUCCGUCCAUGCUGCAUGACAGUGGGAAGAUCAACGGAGCCGGGCCAUCUGCCUCUUUGGUGGAGCACUUUGUAGGGAAGGGUCUCAUUAAGGAGAAUGGGGAUGGUGGUGCAAAGUCAUUACUAGAGCUUCUUCUGACCUACAAGGCGAUAAGCAGUGAACCUUCAGUAGAUAACUGCUCUGCUUCUGGUUGCGGACCUCGGACUGUUGACGAAAACAACGGUAUUCUUACAAAUCGUGAUGCGCAGGGUGGUGGUAGGAGUAGCAACAGGGAUCGUAUAUCAGAUGAUUCUGAUGAUGAGGAUUUCCUACAAGGCAUAUCACAAAAGGAUGAGAAAAUCAAAUCCCUAGUUAGAAUGGGUUUUCCUAAAGAUGAAGCAGAAAUGGCUGUUGUUAGAUGUGGGCAGGAUGCACCUAUGUCUGUUUUGGUUGAUUUAAUCUAUACUUCAGAAGCUUCAGAAGAUGGUUAUUAUGGCCAUUUCUCUGAUCAUGAGGAUAAUUCUUAUGGAAGAAGAAAGGAAAAGAGGAAGAGAUUUGAAGGUGCUGAAGAAGGAAGUAGAGGGCCCUUAGAUAGUAGCAGUGACGAACCAAUGCCUCUCCCAAAUCCAAUGGUUGGGUUUAACCUGCCAAAUCAGAGAUUAAGAUCAGUGGACAGGUGUCUACCCUCAAAAGCUAUUGGGCCACCCUUCUACUAUGAGAAUGUGGCCAUUGCUCCGAAGGGUGUCUGGACGAUGCUAUCACGAUUCUUGUAUGACAUCCAACCUGAGUUUGUGGAUUCCAGGUUCUUUUUUCGCGACCGUGCCUGAGCACGUUUUUCAUUAAGAGGGGAGUGGAUUCCAGGUUCUUAUGUGCGGCUGCCAGGAAAAGAGGUUACAUACAUAACCUGCCAAUUAAGAACAGGUCA